Molecule: messenger RNA, 7632 nt
Organism: Ectocarpus siliculosus
Lineage: Eukaryota; Phaeophyceae; Ectocarpales; Ectocarpaceae
Source: the annotation of a GenBank genome assembly
AUGGGGCCGAAGAAAAAGGCAGCGAAAGCUGCAGCAGCGCCUGCGAAAGCUGCAGCAGCGCCUGCCGGUGGGGCUGCUGGGCCAGGGGUGGGAGGGACCGAGACGUCCACUGCUGCCACUUUCACUCCUGCUGAAGCCAAGAAGUUGGCGAAGCUCCUGAAAGCCUCAGACCGCGGCAAACGCCUGGAUGCCAUCGGUGUUGUGUCAGAGAACCACAGAUACAUCGCUAGCGGGGGAUGUCUGCUCCCGCUCCUGGAGUCUGUUGUGGCCAAGAAGAAGAUGGAGGACGUAGUCCUGGCUGCGUCACAGGUGAUCGUCGACUACCUGGUUGGACGAGACCCCGGAGGAGACCCGACGGUGGUGACCGAUUCCGCGAUGGCAGCCCUGCAGGAGGCAAAGAAGAAGCCGGCAAAGUACAAGCUGGCGGAGGUGCUCACCAACCUGGUGCUUAACCCGGACCAGCAGAACUCUUGGAACGCCGUGCGGAGUCUGAGGUCCAUUGCUGCCGCCGUGCACUCGCUUCCGGCUGGCAGCUCGCAGCACGCGUCAUUGGGCGCCAUGCUCCUCAAACCGGGGAAGCCCGUUGAGCGGCUGUGCGGCUACCUCGUCGCGCAGGAAGCCCAACAAAGCACCCCCGUUGAGACCCCGGAGGCGAAGAAGGGGGCUGCUGCCGAGGGGAGAGAUCCCGUUGUCCCCUGGCCGGUGGUGCGCCUCCAAGUCAUGGACACUAUCGGAGUGAUGUGCGGGGUCAGCGACGAGGCGGUUCAGACCGUCGUUUCCACAGGCACUGUGCGUUGCGUGCUGGGGGUGUUGAGGUCUAUCACGGAGAGCGAAGCUCCGGACAUGGCACUCCUCACUUCCACGCUUGUCAUACUGUUCGCAGUGGCGAAGGCAGGCGGGGGUGGGAUAGCACCCGAGGUCGGGAUAGCCGAGGGCGACAUCGCCUCGGGUUCAUCACCGGGCGUGGCGAUGGCAGCAACGGCUGGGGUUGGUGCUAGCAGUGGUGGUGAAAUGCCGUCUGAGCUUGCGGCGUUGGCGGAGGGAGGCGCGUGGGGUGCCGUCUACGAUGCCCUCAAGGGGCCUUGCAUGGCGAGGGCAACCGAGCUGCAACAAGCAAGCGCAACGGCGGGGGGGGCGAAGAAGGGGGCAGCAGACGCGGCGGCGGCAGUCUCAGCCGACCUGACGGGUUGCUUGGACAACAUGGCUCGCUGUGCUGAGGUCCUGAGGGUGAUGGCCAUGACUGGCGCGGGGCUGGAGGAGGAAGGUGCCCUAGAGGCGGGAGUGGCCGCAAUGAGUUCGAUCCUAGGCAUGGAGGGGCUUCCCCGAGAGCAGGCUGCCGUGGCCAACCUCAUGACUGGGAUGGUGAAAGCCAUGGGUUCCAUCGCCUGCUUGAGUGAGAGCAACCGCAUCAAGGUGUGUUCCGCUGGGGCGGCUGCUAAGGUGCUCGCUCUCAUGGCUCCCCCGGACCCUUCGGCCUCCGGCGUGGGGGGGAGCUCGUCGCCGCCAGACACCCCCCACGGCCGCCUGACGCGCAAGACGGCGGAGAAGUGCCUGCACCACCUCGUCGUGUCGAGGGUAACGUGGCUGGCCGACGACCGCGCUCUGUGCGACACCAGCGCGCCGCCCGCGGACACGCCCGAGUCUUCCCAGGACAUUCCUCCUCCUUCCGGCAAUGCGGCAGGAGCAGGAGCAGGAGAGGGGGGUGAUAACGAAAAAUUCGGAACCGCUGAGACGGCAAGCCGCCCGAGAAGAAGCGGCAGUUUUGCAGCCGCCGCCGCCCCGAAUGACCCUCCUCCGGCGUUGGGGCCGGCGUACCUCUCGGUCGACGCCGUCCUUGCCGCCGCCACCGCCGGCUCGAUAGACGUGCGGUGCCGCGCGAUCCGCCUGCUGUCGCGCCUCAUGUCGUCGCCCAGGUGCGCGUCGGCCCUUGGAGUGUCCGCCGUGCCCGCUCUCGGCCGUCUCAUCGAGUGGUGGCUGCAGCCGAAGAACGGCCCCGAGGCUCAGCGCACGCCCCGCCCAUCGGAGCCCGCCGCAAGCGAGGGCGGGGGUGGAAAAUCGGCCGCAGGGGCAGCAGCAGCAGGAGGAGGGAAGAAGGGUGCCGGGGGCAAGGCGGGGGCGAAGGAGGCGGCUGCCGCGGCGGCGGCGACGGCGGCAGCGGAGGCGGCCUCCAAGAACGAGCAGGCCGCCAAGGACGAGGUGGCGGCGGCGGCGGCGGCGCGGGCCGCCGCGAAGGAGCUGGAGGAGUCGGACAGCACGAGGGUCCUGCGAGACGAGGCGCUCGCCUACGCCCUGACGGUCAUGCUCAAGCUCGCCGAGGCCGGGCGAGAACAGCGAGCGGCGAUCGGAGAGAACGCCACCGUGGAGCUCCUCGCGGGCGUCCUGAAGAGUCUCCCGUGCACGCCGGAGGAGUUUUACGCCAACGGCGGUGAACACCUUGGCUCGAUGACUGUCUGCGCGGCCGUCGCCGCUGGUACCGCACGCGGCACCAAGUCUCCGACAAUUCCUGCUGCUGCUGCUGUAGAUGAACCAGCCGUAGUGACCGCAGACAACGGCGGUGGCAAUAUUGGCACCCACCACGCCCCCUCGCAUGCCGCCGACGACAGCCUCUUGGCGGCCCCCAAGCCCGACACGACCCUCGACCUCAGCCUUGCCCACCGUCGACCGAGCUCCGGCGGCAACCCGCGGAAGCUCUGCUGCUGGCGGGGCGCCAAGAGCCGCGACCCAGAGGUCCCGCUGUUCAGUCCUCUCGACUGGGGCUGGGAUUUCGAAGUAGGAGUUUCUCAGGUGCCGGUGCAGCCGGGUCUGGUCUUGCGCGCGGCGGCGCUCCGUGUGCUACUGGCCGUGGUGGACGGCUACGACCCGGCUGUUGAGGCCACCGCCGCCGCUGAAGCAGCUGCGUCGGCGCCCGCGGCAGGGUCGAAGGGCGGCGCGGGUGCCGCGGCGGCGGCCGCCGCCGAGACGAGCGCCAAGGCAGCCGCGCUGAGCGGCGGGAGCGGCGCGCGGACGGUGCUUAAACACGUCCUGCCUGUCUGCCUGGAUCUGUUGUCGGUCGACGUUCGCCACGCGGGACGUGACGACGACGGUGUUGAAGGCGAAAAUCGUGGCGGAGGAAGCUGCAGCAGCCGAAAUCACGGGGAAAGCGGAACGGAAGCAGAUAGAAAGACAGCUUCACAACCAAAAGAGCAGCAGCAGCAGCAGCAGCAGCAGGGGCAGGAUGCCGACAAUGCCGGUGGGCAGUCUUUCAACAGCAGCCUGAGUGCCGAUUUCCUGUCCGGGAGGCCCGUGUCUCCUUCCGAGGAGCUCGUCCACAAGGAAAUUCGAGUGGCUUGUCUGAGGCUGCUGGGUUCCCUCUUACGACUCGGAGGCACCGCUCGAGAGGGGUUCCUGUCCACGUCCGCCACCCACCGCGAUGGUGGGUUCACGCACAUAAAGGAACUUUGCGGUAGUCCUCGCGAAGAAAAGGAAGAAACCGCGCCGCCAGCCCGAAAAACGACCGGCGCAGCCGCUGCGGAAAAGAACAACGCCGGCGGUGAGAACGCGGGGGGAUGGGUCAGACCGGAAUCGUUUCGCAGCUGGAACCUCAGCGCCGGGGAAGGCUGCGAACCCGCGUCGCUACGGGACUCCCUGCCGUACGUGCGGAUGAUCUCGAUGUUCAUGCUGCCGCUCCGCAACCCAGACGCGCCGAUCACCGACAUCGUCGCCGCGCUGGUCGCCCUGAAGCGGCUGUGCCGAGAGAACGAGCACGAGACCGGCGGGACGCAACCCGAACCUCUUCCCCAAUCCGCGGAGAACGACGAAUCGGUGCCUCCGCUGCCGUCGAGUAGGGAAGGGACGGCGGGAGUGCUUGUCGACACAAUUGCCGGAGUGGCGGUCAGCAUGGGCGCCCUCGUGCCUCUGAUGUCGAUAUGGGGCUGCGCGCUGGCGGCCGCCGGUUCCGCCGCCGACCUCGCCCCGGAGGAGACCGGCAUGGUCAACGAGUGCCAGGCGCUGAUCGACUACCUCAUCCGCAGGGGCCACGCCAGGGAGGAGUUCUGGUCUUCCCUCCCGUCCCUGGGGCAGAUCGCCGAGACCAAGGCGGCCGCCGCGGAGGCCGCGGCGCCGAAGAAGGCCCCGCGGAAGUCCAAGGGAUCCGCGGUGAAGGCCGGAAAGGGCGGCGGCGGCGACGGUGGGAAGGGCUCCAGGUCGUCGGUGACCGGGCUCGAGGUCGAAGACGAAGAGAAGCCCGACGCAGCGCCGAAGCCCCCCGAGCCGCCGGCCGGCCGGCCGGACCCGAACCUCGGGCCGAACCGCGCGAGCUGGAGCAAGCUGCUCGACUCGAGAAUGGACGAGCAGCGCACCCAGACGUGCGGGACGACGGCCCUCCUGAUGGCCACCGUGACGGGCCUCGAGACAGCGGUCGGCAACCUGCUCCUGGCCGGAGCGGACCCUAACGUCCGAGGAAAGGACGGCCGGUCGCCGCUCAUGUGCGCCCUCGCGCAGGGGAUGGACGAGGCGGCGCACGGCCUCGUGGCGGCCGGGGCCGACGUGGACGCCGUCAACCACCUCGGCGACAACGUCCUGAAGUGCGCGUUCCUGUGCCCUUCGCGGCAGGCGAUGCGAGACGUCAUGCGGAAGGGCCCGGAGGCCGCCGGAGCAGAGGCGGUGCCGAUGGCCCCUUCUUCCGGCUGGGCGGGCCCGCUCAGCUCCGCGAGCAGCAGCCGACGAGGCUCGACGGCGCCGUCGAUCGACGGGUGGUCUGGCCGCGUCGGGCGAAGGAGAUCCAAUUCUCGCAGCGUGAGCCGCAGCCGUAGUCGCAGCCGCAGCAGGUCCGGGAGCCUCACGAGAGACCGCCGGAGGUCCUCGCUAGGCCGCUCCGUCUCGUUUGGCGAGGGCGCCUUCGGGUUCGACACGGCGGGGGGGGCAGCCUCAAGUGGUGGCAGCGGUGGUGGCCGGCGGCGAGUGUCGCGGAUGGCGUCGCUGUCCGCCCUGGACUCCGCGCGCGCGGCGCUACACGACCUCGCGCCCCGGGAGUCCGCCCGUCCGCUCAAGACUCCGAGGGGGACCACUAUCGUCCGGGGGGACGCGCGGAUGGUUCCCUACAUCCUGGGGUGCGGUGCCGACCCCAACGUCUCGAGCGCGAGCGGCGACUUCCCCUUGCACUGGGCGGUGAGCGGGACGGAGCUAACGGUGAAGAUUAUGAAUCAAAGGGUAAAGAUCGUCGCAGGAGGCACGGAUGGCGGAGACGGUGUCGUCAGAGGGGAGGGCCAUGGGAAAACAACAAGAGCGGAUGUAGGCGAAGAUAGUAGCAGCAAUGGUAGCAACGCGAAUCGGCCCGCGGCGGCCGCGGCAGGGGCAACAGUGGCGGGCGCGGCGGCGACUGAGCAAGGAGCUGCGGAACACGAACAAGACGUGGCGCUCCUGAAGGUACUGGUGGGAGCGGGUUCUGCCUUGGACGCGUGCAACCCCGACGGCAUGACCGCGUUGCACGCCGCGGUUCUAGCGGGCCGCGGAACUCUCGCAGGGACUCUUCUCGACGCGGGCGCUAGCCCGAACUACUCGGACUCUCUCGGGUGUUUGCCGUUACACUACGCCUGCCUACGUGCCGUCGCCGGCUACGCUGAUCUCGCAAACCGGUUGCUGGCUCUGGGGAUGGGAAGGCCGCUCGACAAAGGCGUCCAUCGGGACUUGCGCAAGGGCAAAACACGGCGAGAAAAACUCAUUUUGGAUGUGGCAGACAUCAUGCACAAAGGGCUGCGCGAGGCCACGGAGCCCUCCAGCAUCACCCAGCAUCGUGCGACACGCUCGGAGCUCCUCAACUUCGUGAGCGCCGAGGGGCUCACCCCGAUACACUACGUCUGCGACGGCCGCAUCGUCGGCCGGCACGCGGCCGCCGCCGUCCUGGCGCUCUGGGAAGAGCGGGCACCUCCCGCUACUGCCGCACCCGGAACAACAAUUCUCAACGGUGGCGGUCCUGACAGCGGGGGCGGAGAAGGACGGGUAACAGUCGAAGACGGCUCUAUCGACCGCGUCAAGACGCUGAGGUGGCUCUUGUCCGAAUCCGAAGUGGACCCGACGGUGAGGCUGCCGCGCGGCGCGACGACGCUCCACUUGGCCUCGCGCACGCCGGGGUCGCAGGGGGCCGACCUCGUCCGCGUGCUCACGCAUGCUGGCGGGGCGGGAGCGUGGGAGUCCGCUAGGCUUUUGCUCUCGGCGGGUGCACGUGUCAGGCCGGAGGGGAGCUUCCCUCCAUGCCUUCACGUUGCCUGCCUUGCCGGCGCGCCAGCGUCACUGGUUAAGGCCCUUCUUGACGGGGACAGCCAGGCAUCCAGCACCACCAUCUUGCCCGCCGGGGCCGAGCCAUACACAGCGAGCCCGCUGCUGCUCGCGGCGGCGUCUGGAAACGCGGACCUGGUUGAAAUGCUGCUGUCGACAGCGGGCGGCAUCGGUAGCAUCGUCGAAGACCAUACAGCAAUGUUGGUCGGUACGGGCGGAGACGACGGGGUUCCACGCACGGCUAGCGCUGAAGGUUCAGAAAGCAUCUGGACCAUGGAGCACAGCCCUUCGGACGGACGCAAUCCCCUUCACGCCGCCGCCGCCGAGGGGCACAUGCUGGCGGCACUGGUUCUUGUCGACGCGGACGCAGACGCCACAAGGGAUGGGUCCGCACCGCGCUCGUGGUUGAACACCCCGGACAUUGAGGGGAACACCCCGCUCGAUGUGGCCGUGUACGGGGGUCACUGGGAGUGCGCAGAGCGUCUGGCCGUGGCCGAACGGUUUGACAUCAGGCUGGCGGUCGAGAGGGGCCCGUCGAGCUCCCUGAUUGUUGUGGAGCGGGCGAACAUGGCGAUAGUUGACGAAGGAUCGGGGGACCCGCAGACUCUGCGCGCUCUUCGGGAGAGCAACAAGCUCGUCAUGGCGCUCCUGAAACGGCUGCACGACACCGCCGGGGAAACGGUGGCGGCGGCGGCGGCGGCGACCACCACUACGGCGACUGCCCCGACAUGUGAACAAACGGACGGUGAAGCCGCCGUCACGGAUGAUGCUAUCGAUGACACCGCCGCCGGCGCUUCGCCCCCCUCUUCUGAUCGGGGGCAGCCAGAGGAUGAGGCCCAAACGCCGGCGAUCCCCGCCCAUGAUGGUGCCGGCGCUGCGGCACAGCCGCUACCGUCACCACGACCGACGUCCUUCCCUGUCGUACACCACCUCCACCCGUGCUUCGCCGAGGGCGUGCUGUACUCCAACGCGAAGGGAAUCUUCGUCCCAGAGACCCCGGAACGGACAAGGAGGCGGCGAUCGUCCCGACAACAGGAGGAAGGGGAUGCGCAUGAUCGAGCGGCGGUAGUCAUACAGUCGAGGGCGCGCCAGGCGGGCGCGAAGCGAGCCGUCGCGGAGAGGAGAGCGGACAUCAUGGCGGCAGACAACAGACGGCGUGCGAGCAGCAGCAGCGGCGGCGUCGGCAGGCGCCGGUCAUGGUCGGAAGCGACCGACCAGGAGAAGGCCGCCGUAAUCAUCCAAGCCCAGGCACGCCAGGCGCGAGCAAGGUCCGAAGCGGCACUCCGAAGAGAGCACCAACAACGGCGGAGAAGCAGCAAACGAGGUGGCGAAGUAGGGGCGGUUGUGGUCACACGGGUCCAGCCGCAGCAGCAACAGUAG